Molecule: messenger RNA, 2894 nt
Organism: Catharus ustulatus (Swainson's thrush)
Lineage: Eukaryota; Metazoa; Chordata; Aves; Passeriformes; Turdidae
Gene: GFRAL
Product: GDNF family receptor alpha like
Exons: 10
Coding region: 28-1683 (551 amino acids)
Biological process (GO): nervous system development
Cellular component (GO): signaling receptor complex; external side of plasma membrane
Molecular function (GO): signaling receptor activity
Source: RefSeq, a predicted model, not a curated record
GAAAAAGGUUAAUUAUCAGAAGCUGAGAUGCAAUUUCCCUGUGGCACUAUACUUGUGUUUCAAUCCAGAUUUUUCAAAAGAAAGGUGUUGUUCAUUUACUUCACAUGUAUAUCCACUGUCCAGACUACUGACUGUCUGCACUUGAGGGAGCAAUGUAUUAAUGCUGGAAACGGAUGUGAGAGUGUCUGGAAUGUGGUUGAAGAUGCCUGCAAUAUUUCAGUUCUAGGUAAUGGAUGCAAGGCAGAAGACACUGUUGGAUGUAAUAGAAUAAUCCAGUUCCUGGCUGAUGAAUACCCAGAAUUUAGAAACUGUGUCUGUACUACAGACAAUAUCUGUAGCAUCACAACUUUGCUUGGGAAACGGUGUGGCAUUAAUAAAGACUAUUUGGAGUCUGUCCCAAGCUCAGCCCCUGAGCCGGGUGUCGGGCAGGAGCCGAGGCGCUCGGAGGAGCCGGGCCGGCAGUGCAGCGUGGCGCGGCGGCGCUGCCGAGAGGAGCCGGGCUGCUCGGCCGCCUUCAGGAGCUUCCAGCGGGCGUGCCCGGCAGCGGCGCGCACCUGCAGCACCCCCGAGCCCGCACGGUGCGCGUCAGCCUGGGCACGGCUGAGCAGAACAGCCCUGGGACGCUGCACCUGCUCCGAGCCCCUUCAGGCCACCUGCAUUAAAAUCUGGAAGGGAAUAUUUAACAACCCUUGUUUACGGUACUCUCGGGAGAGCCAAGCCUCGGGAGCUGGGGAAAAUGAUGGCAGUGAUGAUGACUAUAAUGCUGAUGUUGAUGGUGAGAAAAAUCUGGUCACUGACACAGACAAUAUUAGUAUGGAAACAAAAUUACAAUGGGGUUUAUCUGCUCUCUCCAAACAAGCAUACACAACAAACAGAAGCUGUCUGGAUGUGAACAGGGAGUGCGUUGAAGAUGAAGUGUGUAACAAGCAGUUGUCCCUGUACCUUAAAGUUUGCUCAGUAAAUAAAUGCAAUGUGGAAGGCUGUCAAGCAGCCAUAAGGUUCUUCUAUCAAAACAUGCCUUUUGAAGUUGCCCAAAUGAUGAUAUUUUGUGACUGUAUCCAGCAUGAUGAAUCCUGCCACAGAGCCAAAGAACUCCUCCAUGGCAAGCCCUGUGCAGUUCCUGUAGUUCCACCCCCCUCGUGUCUGAAUGUAAUCCACACGUGCGAAGAGAAUGAAUUGUGCAGGAGAAAAUACACAACUUUUAGGUCAAAGUGUUGGAGACAUGUGACAAAAAAAUGCUACAGUGAUGAAGCUUGCCUUGAAACUUUAAUCAAGGAUGACAUGCCCUGUUCUGCCAAUGCUGAUUGCAAAGCAGCCUAUAUCAGCAACUGGGGCACGAUGCUGCACAUGGAGUGCACCUGCCAAAAUUUGCCUCUUGUGGAGCAGCCUUUGUGUGAGCUCUUCCAUCACAUGCUGCACAGCAAAUCCUGCUUCAGUGACUUACGUCAAAUUUCUAUUCAGAAGAAGGAUUUUCACUGGGUAAAUACAGAAAUGCCAGGGGAAAAGCUUUCCGGAGCACAGAUCCAUUCUUCUGCAGUUAAUGGUGAAAAUAUCUACAUUAUUGCUUACUCCUCCUGUAUAGCUCUCAUCCUAGGAAUAGUCCUGUUGACUCUCCUAAAGAUCAGGCAACACCCGAAGUGCCUAAUUGUCAUCUUGCACUCUACUGGGAGUCAUGGUCCCUAAACACCAUUCUGGAUCCCACUUUGUGGCUAUGAGCUCUGGAUUUCUCUCUAUAGCUGAGUUGUUUUGCUAGAUUUAAGCUUCUAUUUAAUACCAGCGAGUUGUCUUUGUUAAAUGUUUGCAACAAUCUGGUCCUGGUGAGCACAGCAUAAUGGACUGCCAUUUCUUAUUCAACUGUUACCAUGAAUAGCACGUCUUGUCUUGUUAUAAUAGCAUCUGAUUAAUUAACUUUAUUUUGAAUGUGAUUAGUUUUGUUUGUAUUAUCACUAUAUGUAACUCACCUUCAGUUUUGACCAUGAGGCAACUGAUCCAGAGCCACAUCUAGUGCUGGAUGACAGAUGCAGGACUAGAAAUUAAUGUGGUCAGAAAAGCAAGAAUCCCUACUCUUCGAUGUGACUUGCUUCUGUCUCUGGUAGCUUGCAACAUUAUUACUGUAGAACAAAAUCUGAAGUGUGCAGUUCUGUUGGGGAAAGGCUUAGAAAUCUUAAAUAAUUGUUACAACAUAGAUUUUCUCUAUUAUCUGCAUAAAACAAAGAAUGUCCUUUUUGUUUUGCAAUCAAAUGUUCUGCCAUUACUAAAUCAGCAUUUGGACAAAAAUACAGAAACAGAAAAGUGAAGUUUGUUAAUGAAAAAGAUCUCCUUUAGCAGAACAGCCAUUUGCAGCAUCUGGCUUAACUCUCAUCAAACUGGUAUGUUCAUAUUCUUCGUUUUAAAGUUGUGAAGUGGGAAGACUUCAAACUGAAAAUACUGUUGCGAAUAAGCUGGAUAAAAUCAUUUAAUUAUACAGGAAAUGUGCUUCUGACAUGAAACCUGUGCUGGUUUUCUGUCUGACUUCAAAAACCAGUGAGCCCUCCAUGUCACAAAAUUUGAAUUCAGAUUUAACUAACCUCAAUGAAAAACAACAAAAAAAUUACCUUCUGUCUUAGAAACUUUUUCUUAUUAUCUUAUACUUAGAAACCUAACUCAUAUAUGUGCUUAGACACACACACACUCACAAACAAGUAUGUAAAAUGUAUUUGAAACUGAGGGUGUUACUCUGAGAGACAGCAAGAUAUUUGGUGGCUAUUGUGUUGUUCUGCAAUUUUUACAGGCUUCCUCUUAAGAUAUGACUUAAAUGCUUCAUGGGAAAAGUACAUGCCCUCUACUAUAUGUGUAAAAAGUAGUCUGUCAAUUGUGUCUAGGUGUUAGUUAUAAAAUAAAGGAAUUUCUGCUGG